UAUUUUUAUAAGUCGACAACGGUCAAACGUUUUGUAGUGAACGAUUUGAGCACAUGGGUUUGAAAUGUAGUGUAUAUCGAAUAAACUUGUAGAUUGUCCAACAAUUAAUAAUCGAUUUGCUUUUUAUCGUCAAUUACUAAACAACUAAUUGUUGGUCAGAUUUUUAAUGAAAUGAGUAAAGCAAUAGAAGAUGAUGAGCGUAGAAGACGCUCUUUGGAGGCGGGUAGAGAAAUGUUGGAAAAAUAUAAGGCAGAAAAGGCUAACAAAGUUCAAGGUACAAAUUAUAAUCAGAGGGAUGAAAUAUCUGACGAAGAAUCUUUCCAAAAUGACAAAUCUAUUGGACAUAGGGAAUCUUACGUACAUGAAGGAGUUUCUUCAAGAGAUGUGACACAAAGUAGUGUCAGUAUGAGUGAAGGAGAAGCGGAUGGAGAUUUAGAAGGUCUUGCAGGAAGAGUGGCUCAAUUAGAAGAAUUAUUACAAGGAAAAGAAGCCAUAGUAGAAGCUUUAAAUGCAGAAAUAGAUCAUUUGAGAGCAGAAGCAUCAUCUCCAAAUUCUUCUCAAAGCCAGAAUAGUAGUAUACCUAGCAGAGAUGUUAUACCUUUGUAUCAUACAAAAUUACAAGAAUUUGAAAAAGCAGUGAAUCAAAGAGAUAACCUAAUAGAAGAAUUAAUGUGGUCUUUACAACAAGCAAUAUCUGCAAGAGAUAAUUUUGCUAGUCAAUUGAAUGCUUUGAAUGCAAUGGAGAUACCUUGUAAAGAUAAUACUAAUUCUAUGAAUAAUAAAAGCUUACAAGAAAAGAUUGAUACUUUAGAAAAAACUCUAAAUGAUCAAAGAUCAAUGAUACAGAAAUUAAAUAGUCAGUUGGCUCAAAACUUAGAGCAUGUACAAACACUUGAAAUGGAGAAAGAAACUAGAGUUGCAGAAAUCAAUGAUUAUAAGUUACAAAUUAAUAAUUUAAAUGAACAAAUUCGUGUAAGUGCUGCUGAUAAAAAUUUAAAUAUUACUGAGACUUUAGAGCAACAGAAACAAUAUGAAGCACGUGUAGAUAAAAUAAAGCAAGAUAUGCAACACAUAUUAAAGAAAUUCACAACUGAAACAAAUAUAAAUACUACACGUCAUCAGCAGGAAUUGAAAGAUCUAGCUGCUAAACAUGAAAAGGAAAUAAUAAAUAUUCAAGAUAAGUAUGAAGAAGAAAUAAAACAGAUGAAGGAAGAGAAUAAAAUUCUAGCUGAUCGUUUAAACAAGGAGCUGCCAGAUUUGGAUACUAGACAUGCCAAAGAACUUUCCAUUUUUCAAACACAGUUGACUCAUUAUAAAAAAACUGUAGAAGCUUUGAAACUUGAAUUAAUGAAUCGUUCAGAAUCUCAACAAAUUGCCCAAACUGAAUUAAAUGAAUAUAAGUCGAAGUUUAAUGAGUUUAAAGUACAAUCAGAAAGAGCUCGACAUAUUUUAAAUCUAGAAAAUCAAAAAGAAAAAGAGAUGCUAAGCGAACAGAUUAAGUUACAUAAACUUCAAUUAGAAGAGAUUACUUCAAAAUAUAUUGCAGUGACUGCAAUUCUUGAAUCAAAAGAAAGUAUUGAACGUUCUUUAGAACAGGCUUUAUCAAAUGCUGCUAUAUUAAAAGAAGAAAAUGAAAGUUUAAAAUUUAAGCUUGAUGAUCUCUCAUCAAGAUACUCAGCAGCACAAUCAUUAAUAGAAAACAGCCAAACUCAUGAAAAAACUUUGAGUAAUAGGAUACAUGAUUUAGAAAAAUCAUUAUCUAGACUUAGUGGUAUAAAUAUGAGUACUUUGAGUGAAUUAAAUGAAACCACAUAUCAGACUUUCGAUGAAGUGGCAGUUCAAUAUCAAUUAACAAAACAAAAACUCGAGGAGAAAGCAGAAUUAGAAAAACUUCUAAUUCAGAGAAUUGAAGGUCUUGAAGAGGAUAUUCGCAAGUCAAAAGAGGAAUUGGAGCAAACAGAUUUAAUUAAGAAAUCAUAUGAGAAACAACUUAAAGAUAUGAAAAAUGUGUGUGAUAAAUAUAAAUCUGAAUUGAUUUCCUUGAAAAAAAAUGAGCUAGAUGAUCAGAGUUCCUUACUAUUAGAAGAGGAAUUGAAGUUAUCUAAUCAGAAUAUGAAAGAUACUGUUAAUGAUUUGUUACUUAAAAUUGAAGAGGAUCAACAAGAGAUUAAGAAAUUUAAAAUAAUUCUUGAACAAAAAGAAACAGAGUUUGCAGAGUGUAUAAAGAAAAUGUAUGAUUUAACAGAUAAAUUGAAAAAAUCUGAACAAGAACGUGAACAAUUGAAAAAUGGAUUGGCCACAGCAUGGGCUCAAUGUGCAGAGGUAGAGGAGAAAUUGAAUCAAACCUUAGCUUUAAAUGACAGUAAAUUAGAUAUCUCUGUGCCAUCAUCCAGUUAUAAUAGUGCCUUGAUGAAGCAAUAUAAAUUAGAUAGAAUUGUUGAUGAUUCUGUUAGUAUGAUGCAUGAUCAAAGUUUAGAUAAAAAUAAAACUUUAUCCGAGAAAAAUGAAAAUCUUGAUAAUAGUAAUAAAAGAAUAUCAUUGCAAGGAAAAUUAACAUUUGUACUAGAAGAAAAUGAACGAUUACGAAAAGAAUUAGAACAUUUAAGCCAACAAACAGAUUAUGAAGAAAUUAAAAGCAAAUUGAAAUAUUAUAUUAGUCUUUCAGAAAAUCUUACCACAGAAAAGGAACAAAAAAUGGAAGAAAAUAAAGUUUUGAAAAAGAAAUUAGACAAUAUAUAUUUAUUAAAAGAAUCUAUAAAUCAAUUAAGAUCAGAAAAGGAAAUUUUACGCAAAGAAAUUGAAACAUUGAUUCACGUUCAUGAUGAACAAAUAAAUGCUAUAAAAACUGAAACUACAUCUGAAAUUAGAAAAGUACAAUCAUUGAUGUUAGGCUUAAAAGAAGGCACAACAGAAUUAAAUGAUCUUAAAAUCGAAUUGGAAAGGCGACACGCAAAAGAGAUGGAAGAAUUGCGCAUGUAUUUCGAACAAAAAUGUUUAUUAAUGGAAAAACAAUAUUCUGAAGAAAUAUUUAGUCAGCAAUCCAAAAAAAUGUCAGAUAAUGAUAGUGAAAUUGCUGAUAUAACUGAAGAUUUAUAUUUCGGAGGUGCAGGCGAUUGUUUGAAUGUUUCUAAUAUAUCUGAACAUAAUUCAAGACUUGGUUCUCCAAUUGGAGAUGAACAAUCUAAAUAUUCUAAUAGAAAUUUUAAUACUUACAAUAAAUCUGAACUAGAAUAUGAAAUAAAAACUUUACAACAAGAAUUGCAAAACAAAAUAAUAGAGGGACAAGAAAUGAAAUUAAAUUAUGAAAAAGCUUUGGAAGAUCAGAAAAAUAUAUAUGAAAAAGAACUGUACAAUAAUAAAGAAAGGAAACAUAGAUUUUUAAAAAAUAUGGUGAAUCAGCAUUGUCAAACAGAAUGGGAUGCGGGUGCAUUGGAAAACGGUGAAUUAACGCAACUGCGAGCAGCCUACAACCAUCAAUUGGAAGAACAAGUUGCGCUAGCUAAAUUGGAUAUUAUUAAUGCACUUCAAGAACAAAUUCAGGUACUUUUAACGAUCGAGUCGGAUGUAGAAGACAAUUGGCCAAUAGAAUUAUUAGAAUUACGAGAUAAACUAACUGGUAAUGUAAAAAAAGAAAUGCAACUGCUCAAAAAUACACAUAUUGAAGAAAUGCAACAUUUAAAAGAAGAGCAUUCUCGAACUAUAACUAGGAUGAUUGAUUGUCAUCGAGAAGAACUUAAUAAAAUUAAAUCAGAAUAUUUCCAAAAUUAUUGUGGUGAUAGAAGCUUGUUAAUAGAUAAUAAGAUUUUUGAAGAAAGAAAUAAUUUAACUAAAACAUGCGCCACUCUUAAAACUUUAAUUGAAGAAUUGAUAAAAUACUUUAUUGUUUGUGAAGAAGAAAUUAAUAACACUCUUUUUACUGAAAUUACUAAAAAGCAAUUAUCUGAUAGUGUUAAUAAUGAAAAAAUCAUGCAACUUGAGGGUGCAACUGAUGAAACUGAGGGAUUGAAAUGUAAAGAAUUAAAAAUGAGUUCAAAAAAGGACACAUUGAAUUUAUCUGAGAUGAUUGUUCGAAAGGUGCAUUUUGCUCCAAAAACUACAGAAAUAAUUUCAAUAAUAAACAGUAAUGUUGAAACUUUACCAACUAUUCUAGAAGAAGAUGAUAAUAUAACAGAAAAAUUAAAACAAGAAUUAAACAAUUGCAUACUUCGUUUGAAAUCUGAGAGUGCUGAAAUUCUUAAUACUUCAUCGAUUGAAGAAAAAUUAUCUUCGAAAGAUUUUUGGUUGAAUAAAAUGAAUGAAGAACUAAAUUUGAAGCUUCAUCACGCUGAAACUUUAAUUAUGGGUUACCAAGAAGAAAUUGAUCAUCAAAAAAUGACUAUUUUCGAUCUUCAAAGAAAGCUAGUUAAUGCAGAGAAUAAAAAAGAAACAAUCACAGAAGGUUAUGGGGAAAAUUAUGAUGUGGGUAUUGAUACCACAUUACAAGACUUUUCACAAUUACAAGAGAAAGUCAGACAUGUAUUAUCAAAUGGAGGAGGAGAUUGUACAGAAUUGUUACAAUUGAUAGAUGAACUAUCUAGACAGAGUGAUAAAUUGAUGGAAGAAGCUAAAAAAGAAAAGGAAGAUUUACAACAACAGCAGGUGCCUUUAGAACCUACUCCUACCCCAUACAUUCACAGGGUUUGCCACCGAAAGAUCGAGGCAGCAGAUAAACAAUUAAAAGCAACCCGUAAAUUUUUGGAUGAACAAGCAAGUGAAAGAGAAGCAGAGAGAGAUGAAGCUGCAAAACAAAUACAUAUUCUACAGGAACAACUUAAAGAGCGUGAACGAGAGAAGGAAAGAGAUCAACGUAUCACAUCUGAACAGUCCACAUUAUCACCUGAAGCAACAUCAGACAUCCCUACGCUUCAAGCAUCUGACAUCGAUGCAACUGUAGAAGUUCUGGAAUCUCAAAUGAGAGAGAUGUCCUCUCUUAUGUCUGAUACAGAAGCAAAAAAAAAUGAAACUGAGAGUGAACUCAAAGCAGCUAUUGACAAAAUUUGGGUACUUAGAGAGAUUAUCACAGACUUAGAACAACAGUUACAAAUUAAAACUGAGAAAGAAGAAUCUCUGCAAUUACAAAUCAAUCAAUUAGAGACUGUGAUUGCUGCACAGACUAAAAAUCAGCAUGAAUUAGUUCAAGAAUUGGAUGCUGUUAAAAUGGGUAGUGAAAGCAAACAACUGAAUGAACACAUUAUUCACUUACAGGAGGAAUUAAGAAAACAUAAAUUAAGUUCUGAACAAUUCAAUGUAAAUUCUGCUGCAUUGAAACAAAUGAAAACGGAACUUCGUGAUAUGCAAAAUCAAUUAGAUAAAAGAAUUAAAGAAUUAGAAUCUGCGCACAUGUGCAGUUCUAAUUUAAGUUUAAGCCAACCAAGUGAAGAUGUAUCUAUCAGAGAUCAAAUAGAUGCCACACGGUGUCCCACACCAGAUGAUCCCACUGCUCCACCUAUGUUACCUCUUGAUCAACUUUUAAAACUUAAAGAGAAAAUGUUAAAACACGCUAGAGCCGAAGAAGUAGCUUUCAAAAGAAUCAAAGACUUAGAAUUGCAAGUGACGGCACUUAGAAAUCAAAAUGAAGAAUUACAAGCAGAACAAGAAAUUCUUCAACAAACAGCUUCUGAACAAUUAUUCCAAAUACAAUCAAUGCGUGGUAGAUUGGAACAGCAUAAGCAAAGUGCUCCAUUUGCUCAAAGACAAGCAACAUCUCGUUUAGAAUUACAACUUCAUGAAGCUAAUACAAAAUUUCAAUCUUUGGAACGAACCAUUGCUGAUAAAGAUUUAGAAUUAAAGGAUAUGAAGAAUCAAUUAGAUAGAGUUAACCAAUUAUUACAAGAAAAACAAGCAGAGAUUGCAAAUGUGGUACAAGUAGAAAGUGUUACAAUUCAAAAGUUGAAAGAACAUCUGGAAGUAGUAGAAGAAGAAAAAAAAAUUCUCCAGGCGAAAGUUGGCGUUCAAGAACAUGCUCAAUUGGAAUUACCAAAACUAAUAGAUAGUAUGUUAGCAGAUAAAAACGAGGAAAUAGAUCAUUUGAAAGAACAAUUAUCCAAAAAAGAAAAGCAACUUGAAAUGUAUUCUUCGCUAAAUCUAGAUGAAACGCAAUUAAGAGAAUUAGCACGUCAAACAGAGGCAAAGAACAGUGCACGUACAUUAAGUGAUAUAUUAUCAAUUCACUCGGAAUGUGAAGAGACUACAGAAGCUAUUAGAGGAAUUAAUACAACUCAAAACUUACCUAAUGUAUCUACUUUUAAAGUUCCAUUUACUCUCAAAAAUAUAGAUGAUUCAAUUGUGCCUUUGAUGGACAAUGCUAAAAUGGUUCAUCCUCAAGUUCCUCCUUUGGAUCUUGGUUCUCAGAGCUUAUCUGCAACUUCUAGUCAACAAUCUGGAAUGUUAGAUUUGUUACACAGUGGCUUAGAAUUAAAGACUUCCUCAUCAGAAAAUAAUCUUUCCAAUGACAAAACUGAUUAUGUUAUCCAGUCAAGACAACAAUACAUUCAAGUGCAGAAAUCUCCAGAAAAACAUAUCGAUGAGAAAAAUGAUAGUAAUAGUAAUAAAUCUUGUGUUCAAACAUCAAUAAAAUAUACUCAAACAUCCAUUAAUGAAACUUUAAAUGAAAUGGAGAAGUUAGAAAAUCAAUUGCAGAUAAUGAAAGAGGAAUUAAAUACAAAAUCAGCAAUUUUAAAUAAAAAAGAAAAUGAUUUAAUUACUUUACAGAAACAUUAUGAUGAAUUACAAACAGAAUUCAAAGAUGUAAUAGAAACACUUUCUAGAGACAAAUAUUUCUAUCAAAAUCAAUAUGAAUUAUCACGAGUAUCAGAGAAUAAAAUAAAGAAAGAUCUUCAAGAAAUAGAAAAUGUUUUGAAAUUAAAAGAUGAAGAAAUACAAGAUCAUAAGAAUAAAAUGCAAAUGAAUGAAAGAAUUAUAAUGGAGCUGAAUUCAGAAAAUAUUAAAUUGAAGAAAAAUAUAGAAGAGAAGGAACAAGAGUUAGAACAAGCACGGAAAUAUACUACUUUGCUUCAUGAGAAGAUAAAAGAAAUGCAAAAUUUUAGAGAUAUGAUUCUCGAUAAAGAUAUUACCAUUGAAACAAUUCAAACUCGCAAUAUUGAGAUCGAAAAUGAAAACAAACAAUUAUACGAAUUUAAAACCAAAUAUCAAUCGAUUAAACAAGAAUUAUUAGAAUGUCAAAACGAAAUUCAGAGAUUGACUGAAGGUCUAAACAAUAGAGAUCAGAUCAUUAGAAGAUUAGAAGAAAUGGCUAGACGCACUAACGUGUCGGAAACAUCAUCACCUUCUAAUGAAAAGGAUCAAGAAAUUCAUCAUUUGCAGGAAUAUUUAAAAGAAAAAGAUAAAAUGAUAAGACAAAUGAAUGAUGAUGGAAAGAAUUUACACAAAGCUUUAGAAAUUAUACAAAAUAAAAUGAAAGAAUCUGGAAAUGUAGUAGAAUUGAGAAAAAAGUUGAAGGAUGAAAAGAAGUUAACUGCUGAGUUAAGAGAUAUGAUGGACAAAAUGAGCAAAGAGUUGUCUGAUUUAAAAUUAAUUGCGCAACGAUCACAGGAUGAUACUGAUAUUGAAGACAUGGUACAAAGAGAAUUAAAUUUAUCAGUUCAUUUAGACAAGCAGAUCAUGAAUGCCAUAGAAAGUGAUACAAAGACACAUAAAACUGAAUGUGAAAAACAACAUAAUUCUGCUCCUUAUCAGGAUAUGGAAUUAAAAUUAAAACUAAUUCAAGCUAACAAAAUCAAUGAAGAAUUGAAAAAAUUAAAAGACGAUUUGGAAAUUGAAAGAGAAAUGCUUAAAUGUCAGAUAGCAGAAUAUGAAAAUCGUAUCUUCCAGCUUAAAUCAGAUUUGACAGAAGAAUCAAAGAAAGUUGUGAAAUUAGAUGAUGAAUUAUCUUCUGAGAAAAAAUUGAUGAGAAUGUUAAAGAUUGAAAUUGAAAAAGAACAUAGAACAAUGCAAAUUGAACAUAUCCGGAAUUCAGAAUUAAUAGAUUUCCUUCAAAAUAAACAAAAAAAUUCUUUAGAUAAUGAGGCAAAGCUUAAAAAUGAAUUGAACUUGCUACAACAGGAAUACAAAAAUUUAGAGAUGCAAUUGAGUUUGAUGAAAGAACAUGUACAAUCCCAAAAAGCCGAUGAUUUACCGAAAUUAACAGAUCUUUUGGAAAAUGAAAGAAAGAAAUAUUUAUUACUAAUGGAAAAUUUUGAAAAAGAAGAAAAAAAUAAUGUAGAGCUCAAAGAUAUUUUGAAAAAAUUACAGAUGGAGAAGAAUCGCAUUGAGAAACAACUUGAAGUAGAGGAAGAAAAAAGAGAGAAUUUAAUAAGUAAUUUGAUUUUAAUAGAGGGAACCAAAGAUCAUUUGCAAACUGAUCUCAGGCGUACCAAAGAAGAACUAAAAGCGAAAGAAGAAGAAUGUGAAUGGUUACAGAAAAGAAUCAAGACCAUGUCUGAUGCAGAAACUAGAAGACAGGAAAGAAGUACUUCUGAACAUAAUGAUCUUAAAGCUUCGAGAAGAGAAAUUAAUAAUGCUAGAGAAGUAAUAAUGGAUCUAGAAGCCGAUAUGAAGCAAUUAAAAAGAGAAUUGACAGAAUCCCUUGAACGUGAAGUAAAAUUAACUGAAACUGUGGAAACUCUUAAAGAAAGAGAAAGUGAUCUAAUUAAAAAACUAACUACUGCCAAAGAUGAGGAAAAAAAUUUUAAAGAUAUGAUCACUGAGUUACAGCAAGAUAUAAAAACAUACACGAUAAGAGAAUUAGAAAUAACGAAAGAAUUGAAAAAUAGGUUCUCAAACGAAAAUGUUCCUGCUAAAUUCUUACAGAAGAUUGAAGAUCUUACGAAUAUCAACGAAAAAUAUUUGACAGAGAAAAGUAUUCUUCAGGAGAAAUUAAUGAAAGCAAGGGAAGAAAAAGAGCAAUUGAAUCAACGAAUUAAAUUACUUGAAGGUCAAGUGAAACGAAGUAAAGUACCUCAAGAUUUGAACACUCGAGAACAUACAGAAAAAUUGCAACAUUUUUAUGGAAAAUUUUUGCGAGCAGAUAGCAGACGAAAGGCUCUAGCUUAUCAGAAACGCUAUUUGUUAUCUAUUGUUGGUGGCUAUCAAUUGUCUGAAGAAAAUACUUUAUCUGUACUUGCUCAAUUGACUAAAGUGCAACGAUCCUAUGCAGUAAUAGGCCGCAAUAAGAAAUCGCCAAAAGUACGUUUUAGGAGUGCAAUACUUGUUGUGAUUAGUAUUUGUAGAAUGAAAUGGUUAAUUGUGAGAUGGAAUACUGGCAAACGAAUAGGUGUAAAAACAUUAUUAUGGAACAUAGAUCAAUCUUUUUUACCAAUUCAGAAAACCGCUAUGAAUCAUUCGCCUCCUGUUCGAGAUAAAAACACUUCAAACGGGGAUGGUGGUUUCGAUGGGUUUACACUUGAACAGUAUUAUCAACGUUUGAAAAAUAUUCAACAGAAAUUGGGUUUAGCCAUGGCAGAAACUGGAAAUCUUCAAAUUAUUCCAGAAUAGUAUUAUGUUUUGUAUCUAAUUUUUCUAAUUAUUAUAGACUGUGAUUUAAAUAUCACAUCAUUGUUUUGUGAAUGCGGUUAUUAUUGUAUAAACCGCAUGGGAUUGCUGUUUUCGGUUGUAUUAUCAACCAAAAACGUUCAAAACUGGGCAUUUUUAUUGGAAAACAUGUUGUUGAAAGUUUAACUGUAUUUUUUCUACAAAAUGUAUAUAGAACUGUAGUAUAGAAAUUAUCAUUUGUCGAACACGCGUUAAUCUACAUUAUUAGAUAAUGAUAUAUUGUGUGCUAUAAUUUCAAUACUAUUAAUAUUUUUAACAAAUUGAACAAAAUUAUGUUAUAUUAGCGUUUAUAUAUUGUGUUUUACCAAAGUUACUGAUAAUAGAUAAUGGAUAAAGAAAUAUUGUUCUUAUAUAUACAUUGUUAUUAUAAGAAUACAAAUUUGUGCCUUGUACAUUGUAAUAAGUAUUCUAAUAUUUAUUUAUUAAAAAUCUGUAUGUUUUUGUAUUGUGAAUAAAAUAUAAAAUGUC
Molecule: messenger RNA, 10056 nt
Organism: Apis cerana (Asiatic honeybee)
Lineage: Eukaryota; Metazoa; Arthropoda; Insecta; Hymenoptera; Apidae
Product: A-kinase anchor protein 9
Biological process (GO): signal transduction
Molecular function (GO): molecular adaptor activity
Source: RefSeq, a predicted model, not a curated record